AACAUGACAGAUACGAUUAUUAUUUUGCUACGCAACAAGAUAUACGUACACUCAAUAAGGCUCUCAAAACCUUAAAAAGUCACAAUAGCUGAUCCGCGCAUUUUCAUUUUUGAACGCUGAACUGUGCUUUCCCUCACUAUGCAAACAGCCGGACCUUCAGGGUUUUACAAUGUACCCACCACUAAGCUCCUCAUUCUGUUUGUGGGAACCUGCUCUGUCCUUGCCUCCAUUCUCGAUUUGAAGCCCAUUUUCCAUCUACAGCUCAGUCCUCAUGUCACCCUUCACCACCAGUUCUGGCGACUACUUACAUCCCAUUGCGCAUUCACAAACUCGGGUGAAUUGUUCUUCGGCUUACUCAUAAUUUACUCUAUGCGUAUUAUUGAACGGCAGUACGGCAGCGCGAAAUAUGCAGCAUUUUUGUUUAUCACAUUAUGGGUUUCAACGUUCCUUGAACUCGGUGCAUUAGUGUCAGGUGCGAAACUGGGAUUCCGACGGAUACCAGGAGGGCCUUAUGCUUUGGUCUUUUCCAUGUUAUACCAAUAUCAUCGCAUUAUUCCUGCCACCUACCGCUUCCGGAUAUUCGGAGCUACUUUGAAUGACAAAAUGUUCCUUUAUGCACCAGCGCUUCAGAUGAUGAUUUCUCAAUCUUUUGCAACAAUUGUACCAUGUAUCUGUGGAAUGAUGGCAGGUGCCUUGUAUCGAUCCGACGUGGGGAAUGUAAAGAAAUGGCGGUUUCCUAGAUAUGUUCGAAACGCUGCUUCUCGAGUAUCUGACGCUUCACUUGCAUCUGGACCUAUUCCUCGGUCAUCAACAACCAUGCCAACAACAGCUAGGUCGUCCGAAAUCUUAACUACUGCAGCGAAUUUACGGAAUCGGCGAUCUAAUGCUGGCACCAACAAUGCCCGUGCUCGAGCUACAAACACAGCUGAUGUCAGGGAAUACAUUGACACCUUAACAGGUCGUGGUGCAUCAGCGGAAGUCCAGCCUCCGCCCGAAGAAGACGUCCAAAUACUGAUGAGUAUGUUUCCCGAUCAUCCACGAGAAACUAUCAUGCGUGCCUUUUCGGCAGGUCACAACAAUAUGAAUCGAGCAGUGGAGAUAAUGCUUAGUACACCUGCACCUGUUGGUAGCAGUAGUAAUGACGGUGCUGGUACUACUAGUGGUAGUAAUAAUAGGCCAUAAAACAAUAUAAUCUUUGUCUGUUUAUUCUUUG
Messenger RNA from Zychaea mexicana, 1213 nucleotides. RefSeq lists its product as uncharacterized. The record is from RefSeq and is a predicted model, not a curated record. The transcript has 7 exons. Lineage: Eukaryota; Fungi; Mucoromycota; Mucoromycetes; Mucorales; Lichtheimiaceae. Gene Ontology annotation, molecular function: ubiquitin binding; serine-type endopeptidase activity. The coding region runs from base 139 to 1182 and encodes 347 amino acids.